UGCUCCGCCCCCUCCUCCUCCUUCGCCGUCGCGGCCGUCGCCGAGGCCCGGAGGGAGGGAGCCGCGUUCCCGCCCGCUGCGCCGCCAGUCUCACCCUCGGUCGCACCGCGUGAGGAGCCAGCCGAGCGGAGCACUGCGCGGAGACCCGAGUCGCGGUCGCCCCUCUGCAGGUGCCUGUGAGGAGGCGCCUGGGCCGCAGCCGAGUCCCGAUCCCGCCGGCCGCGCACUCGCUCCCCGCGCUCCGAGGGACGGCCCGGCUGGAGGAGGCCGUUGCGGGCCAGGCCUCAGGAUGAACCGCAGCCACCGGCACGGAGCGGGCAGCGGCUGCCUGGGCACCAUGGAGGUGAAGAGCAAGUUUGGAGCUGAAUUUCGUCGGUUUUCACUGGAAAGAUCAAAACCUGGAAAGUUUGAGGAGUUUUAUGGAUUACUGCAACAUGUUCAUAAGAUACCCAAUGUUGACGUUUUAGUAGGCUAUGCAGACAUCCAUGGAGAUUUACUACCUAUAAAUAACGAUGAUAAUUAUCACAAAGCUGUUUCAACGGCCAACCCACUGCUUAGGAUUUUUAUACAAAAAAAGGAAGAAGCAGACUACAGUGCCUUUGGUACAGACACACUAAUAAAGAAGAAGAAUGUUUUAACCAAUGUGUUGCGUCCUGACAACCAUAGAAAAAAGCCACACAUAGUCAUUAGUAUGCCCCAGGACUUCAGACCUGUGUCUUCUAUUAUAGACGUGGAUAUUCUCCCAGAAACACAUCGUAGGGUCCGUCUUUACAAAUAUGGCACUGAGAAACCCCUAGGAUUCUACAUCCGGGACGGCUCCAGUGUCAGGGUGACACCCCAUGGCUUAGAGAAGGUCCCAGGGAUCUUUAUAUCCAGACUUGUGCCAGGAGGUCUGGCUCAAAGCACAGGACUAUUAGCCGUUAAUGAUGAAGUUUUAGAAGUUAAUGGCAUAGAAGUUUCCGGGAAGAGUCUAGAUCAAGUAACUGACAUGAUGAUUGCAAACAGCCGCAACCUCAUCAUCACAGUGAGACCAGCAAACCAGAGGAAUAACGUCAUUAGGAACAGUCGGACUUCCGGCAGCUCUGGCCAGUCUACUGACAACAGCCUUCCUGGCUAUCCACAGCAGAUCGAACCGAGCUUUGAGCCAGAGGAUGAAGACAGCGAUGAAGAUGACAUUAUUAUUGAAGACAAUGGUGUGCCACAGCAGAUCCCGAAGGCUGUUCAUAACACCGAGAGCCUGGAAUCAUUAACACAAAUAGAACUCAGUUUUGAAUCUGGACAGAACGGUUUUAUUCCUUCUAGUGAAGUGAGCUUAGCACCCUUAGCAAGUGGCACAAACACAGAAUUUGAAACGCGUGCUCCAGAUCAGAAACUCUUAGAAGAAGAUGGAACAAUCAUAACACUAUGAAACCAUCACGUUUGAAUGUUUUCUGAGUGAGGAUGCCAUGGAGACUUGUAAAUUUGGCUAGUUUAAAGCAUAUAUACCUCUGAACCAGUGAUCUGGGAUAGGCAUGAAAAAAAUAUAUUGCAAGCUUAAAAUGUUAUUAAAAUAGUAGUUUGAUAAUUAAUAUAAACUUCGGUGGGUCAGAGGUGAAUUUAAGUCUAAAACAAAGGGGCCUUUGCUAAUGAAAUGAUGUGCUUUUGCUAUUUUGUCUAUAGAGAACUGGAUGUUAGAGCACAUUCCCAGAACUACACAUAAGGACUAGAUCAUUUCCGUUUUAAUUCUAACGUGAAGAAGUCUGAGUCUAUCUUUCGAUACUUUGGGACCUUGGCUCCUAUAUUCCCCAUGUUGUAUUUUGAUUUUUUAAUAUUGUUCCUCUGUUGCUAAUUGUAGCGAGUAAUUUUUUCAAAUGCUUUUUUUCCCCCCUAAUUUCUAAGAAAUCAAAUCAAUUGACUGUUUUUAGGGGUUGCUUCCUAAGUUAUAAAGCAUUGAAGCUAUGUUCCUGAAUUAAGAAACUCUAACGGUUGUUCAGGUCCGUGUUUGCCCAUCUUGUAGCUUUCAUAUUUACAAACCCAUUCCAUUUGGGCAUCACUUAUGUUGUGAAAGGCAGUUCCAUCGACUCUGGUGAUACGGGAGACUCUCUCCCGUAACCUCUUCUUGUCCUCAUUCCAGAUCUCAUUAGAAAUCAUUCCUUUUGUUGUUUGUGUGUAUAUUUUGUUUGUCUGCCUUUUUACUCUUUUAAUGUAUUUGAGUAGUGUGAGUUAUUUUCGUUAAAAAAAAAAAAUGCACCCAAACUAAGAGAUUUUUACACACAGGACAACCUUGUGCACUUUUUAUAUGAAAAUUUUGGGUUUUCCUUAAUGGGAUUUCUAGGAACACUGCCUACACUUUAUGAAAAGUAUGUCGUAUUCACCUUUGACAGGUAGAGUGUAUCUCGAUUAAUUUUAUGAGGCUAUUUAUUACUUUCCGAUGCAUCCACUUAGCAAGGUAAGAGUAAGGCUGCUAACUUUCGUUCCUUGCCUGGUUUCAUUGUAUGGAGGCACACAGGCACUACAGUAGCUUGUAUAUAGAGACUAAGACUAGUAUGAACUACAUGAGUUCCCUGUGACUUAUGGAUAUUUCUCUCAGAGUUAUUUAUUGAUUAAUUUUAUGCUAGGGCUAGAAUGGAUACCUUAUAACAAUUGUGUGCUAUUAAAACAAUGAAGAAUCAAAUGACUCCGUUUUGAAGGAUAUUUUCUCUAUAUGGUAAAAGUAUAUGAAGUAAAGUUGAUUAAAUGAAGCUCUCUUGACUCAGAAUACUUCAAUGUAUUUUGUUCACAUUUUACCACUAAACGUAUCACUAAACUCUUAACUGCACAACAUUAUGUAAUACGGUGUACUUUUUGUUGAAUUCAUUGAAGUUCUUCCAGUUAUAUAACCACUAUUUUUAAAUGGCAUUCCAGGUUUAACAUUCUGUUGAGUUCUAUAAGUUUGACUCUUUUUUUUUGCGGUACGCGGGCCUCUCUCAUUGCUGUGGCCUCUCCCGUUGCGGAGCACAGGCUCCGGACGCGCAGGCUCAGCGGCCACGGCUCACGGGCCCAGCCGCUGCGCGGCACGUGGGAUCCUCCCGGACCGGGGCACGAACCCGCGUCCCCUGCAUCGGCAGGCGGACUCUCAACCACCGCGCCACCAGGGAAGCCCUAUAAAUUUGGCUCUUGAAUGGCAAAAUGUUAAUAAGUAGAAGGUUACAUUUCUUUUAUAUUUUAAGCGGUGCAGGGCUUCAACAUUUUAAGUAAAAAUACUUUCACAUACUACCUCUCUCUCUUUCUCUCUCUUUUUUUUUUAACAAAGUUUUAACAUCAGAGCUUUUCUCUUAGGGGAAGAAAUACUUCAGGGCUUGACUUUUUGUACAACUUUUAACUGUAAAAUACAGAUUUGUCUUGUAUGUAUUCAUGAAAAUGGAAAUCAGAGCUGCUAGUGCUUUUUAAUUAUCCCACUAAGGGUAUAUGUCGACGGUCUUUUCAGCUGGAUCUCUCAUUUAAAUUAUUGGUGAAAGAAUUGAUUACUAGACGUAUUGUAAAACCAAUAGAUCUUGGUUAUACAAUAAAAUGUCGAUUCAUUGGUAGUCUGAAUUAUUUCAAGUGUACCUUAUUAACAAAACUAUCAGUGGACUCAGCAUAAAAUUUUAUAGUACUAAAUGUCAAGCUAACUGUGAAUUUUGUUCUGUAUCUUAAGUAAAUUUAUGAUAAUGUCCUCAUGAGCUAUCAACAAAAUAUAUGUACUUUUGUGAACUAUGGAUUUUCUAAUUAAAUUUUACAUGCAACAUGAUUUUUACAUGAAUGCUACUUUGUUUAAACUAUCAAAUGUCAGUAUUUUACUACAAUUUUAUUAUAAAAUGUACAUUAUCACUAAAUGAGCUUUGAUUUUAAAAAUCAAAUUAGCUUUAGUUGUAUAUUA
This is a messenger RNA of Physeter macrocephalus (sperm whale), 3877 nucleotides long. RefSeq names its product par-6 family cell polarity regulator beta (gene PARD6B). The coding region runs from base 290 to 1408 and encodes 372 amino acids. The record is from RefSeq and is a predicted model, not a curated record. The transcript is spliced from 3 exons. Gene Ontology annotation, cellular component: apical plasma membrane; nucleus; cell cortex. NCBI's taxonomy places the organism in Eukaryota, Metazoa, Chordata, Mammalia, Artiodactyla, Physeteridae. Gene Ontology annotation, biological process: regulation of cellular localization; centrosome cycle; establishment or maintenance of cell polarity. Gene Ontology annotation, molecular function: protein binding.